Acipenser ruthenus (sterlet) is the source of this 2515-nucleotide messenger RNA. RefSeq lists its product as uncharacterized. The transcript has a single exon. The coding region runs from base 123 to 1745 and encodes 540 amino acids. NCBI's taxonomy places the organism in Eukaryota, Metazoa, Chordata, Actinopteri, Acipenseriformes, Acipenseridae. Gene Ontology annotation, molecular function: protein binding. The record is from RefSeq and is a predicted model, not a curated record.
ACAGGCACGAGGAUAGAUAAUACAAAGAGACUCUGCUGACUCAACCUUCACACAGAGAGACUAGACAGAAGCAACGUGAAGUGAAGUGUUUGCUCAGAUACAGAAAAGUGGAGAAGUUAAUCAUGCUGAGACCCAAAGAUCUCGGACAAGAUUCCGGGACCAAGACUUUCCUGGAUGCCAUGAACAGCGGCAAGGUCCACUUGGCACGUUUUGUCCUUGAUGCUCUGGAUGGAAGGAUUAUCAACUCCAAGACAGAGAAUGGCAAAACCCCACUAAUGUUUGCCAUUUCUCUGCCAGAUCCAGGGUUGAGAAUGAAAUUCACAAGGCUGCUUCUGGAGAAGGGGGCUGAUGUGAACUGCCAGGAGGGCCAGGGAAGGACAGCACUGAGCCUGGCUUGUGAACUGGGGCACCUGGAUGUGGUGAAGCUGUUGGUGCAGUUUAAUGCCGACCCUGAGAUCCAAGACGCCUGGGGAAACAACGCCCUGAUGUAUGCAGCCUGCUCCGGACACAGCCAAGUUCUGGAAUUUCUCAUCAGAGCUUUCAAGAGGCUCGGACUAAAGCUGGACAGGACCAACCAUGCUGGUCACUCGGCUAUCCAAGUGGCCAAUCUUUUUGGCCACAGCCAGUGUGUACAGGCAUUGAACAUCCCAGGAAACAAGUGCCCAGGGUCAGAAGACCAGCUGUUGGACAUGAAAAGUAAAGAGCUGGGAGAACCACAGAACCCAACCCGGCCGCCGAAGCAAGUGCUUGAAAGGUUCACAAAACAGUUUCAGGAUAAAUGCGAAGACCACCUCCCGACUCUGUUUCAAAAGCAACUGAGAGUGGGAGAUAGCAUCGGACUGAGGAAACGAGUUAAAGCUCAAAACCAGUCCCCAGAUAGAAAAUGUCAGCAUCAACCUUUUAUAAGUCAUCUGAAACAUGUGCUGCACCACAAGGACGGCCAAGACACAAAAUCUGGAAUCUUGUUCACAGAAAAACAGAUGCAGAACUGUAGAAUAAAGAACACAAGAGCAAAUAAAACACUGGAAAGCACCACAGAUAGCCCAAAUGAAGAGCACAAAGAGAAUACUGAUCAACAAAGUGCUCUUGAGACUUUUAGUUUUAGGGUUAAGUCAACCUUGUUUACCAACGAGAAAGUUGGCUCAUUUGUAAGUGAUGCCCAUCACAGAGUUAAGCGAGGGCCAAAACAGCUCGAACAAGCAGUAUUCUCAAACAGGCAGGACCAAGGAAUUACGUGCCCUUUGGUCAAGGACACAGACAAACGUGUUACUAUUAAUAGCACACCCCUAAAUCGUGCAGUUUCUGAACAGUCGCUUGAAUACCACAAUGACAGCCAAAGAGCAGUAGUCGAUAGUCUAAACUCGGAUGACAGUGAAGUUAUUAAUGAAAGGUUAGCGCGCUCCGGUCAGUAUCAAAAGAGGUUCAGUCUCCCCUACUGCGGGCGCCCUGAUAAGCUUCUUGCGCAGAGAGAGGAGAUCUCGCAAGAGAAUAUCCUACCUCGCCCUGCGGGGAUUUCUACGUUGGGGACCCGGUUACUUCGGAGGUUAACCGCCCCUGAGUUUCUGAGACUGGUAAAAGAGUUUCCGUCUGACUCUGAGUCCGGGAGAGGAAAGAUGUCUAGAUCAGAGACCUAUCCACUUUCCAAAACGCACCAGAAAGUCAACAAUCAGGCCAGCAUUGACAGCAUCAGCGGGGUUAAAUGUGAGUUUGAAAACAACGGAACCAACGUGGUUUAUUAUGUAUAAUAAUAUAAAUAAUGUUAUACACAACAGGGUAUGUUGAAAAUUAAUUUUACGGUAGCAAAAAGCUUAAUAUUUGAAGAAAGGCGGGGAUGCCUUUUUGUAAUUUGGAUAUUGUAUGUGGGAUACUCAAAUGCAGAUGGGAACUGUAAUAUGCCGGUACCCACAGUAUAGAUUAAAAGGGGUUAUGUUGGAAUGCAAAAAUAAGUAUAGAGAUGCAGUGUCCUUACUAUUUUGCAGAAAAAAAAACCCAACCAAACUGAGAUGUAGCUACUAAAAUCAGAGAAUGAAGCUUUUUGAAAUAUAAAUAUACAGUACGCUGUAUUUUAAACAUAUUUGUACAAAUGCAUUUUGCAAUAGCAUUUUUGGGUUAUGCAGAUAGGUUAUGUGAAUCGUCUACAAAUAAUAUUCAUGCUAAAAAGGCUUUUAAUUGUAAAAAGUCAGCCGACCUGUGUUUAAAAUUAGGUCCAUUCUAAAAAUGUUACUUCACAACAAAGCUGUCACAGCCAGUGCCACCCUCCACUUCUGUAAUAUGAGGUAUACUUUUCAAAUUGAUACAGUGUGUAUCAAACACGUUUGUCUUACUUUGGUAAAUGAAAUGCACAGUCUUGUACAGUCAUUUGUGUUUUGAUAAUAAAGGGUAACCUUUAGAUUGUGUUUAGCCUUUAGACUUACAAGCACAUCAACUGUACAGCAAGAACAUUGUUUUCUGUUGUCAAUGUCCUGUAUCUUUAAAAUAAAAUGAUAAUAAUAAUAAUAAAAAUUAAAACAACCAA